Cryptomeria japonica (Japanese cedar) is the source of this 1225-nucleotide messenger RNA. RefSeq lists its product as uncharacterized. Gene Ontology annotation, cellular component: endoplasmic reticulum. Gene Ontology annotation, molecular function: oxidoreductase activity. NCBI's taxonomy places the organism in Eukaryota, Viridiplantae, Streptophyta, Pinopsida, Cupressales, Cupressaceae. The transcript has 3 exons. The record is from RefSeq and is a predicted model, not a curated record. The coding region runs from base 220 to 1092 and encodes 290 amino acids.
AUGGAAGAGUUUGCGGGUCACAUUCAGUUUUGCAGGCGACCCACUUGUUGGGUUUCUUCGGCUAGAUAGCAAAACAUGUUUGAAAUCGCCAGAAGUUUGAAAUAAUGGCACAAGUUUGUUGUUUCGUGAAAGAUACAGGCGACACUGAAAGGGCUGAACUUUGCAAGUAUAAAUUUUGCACAAUUGGAUAGCCUGCAAAACAGAAGGUUACAGGCAAAAAUGACAGAGGCAGAGGAAGGAGAGGAAGUAGUAUUUGUGACAGGGUGUACGCCUGGCGGAAUCGGGCAUGCCUUGGCCGUUGAAUUUGCCCGCAGGAAAUGCCGGGUAGUGGCCACCGCUCGAUCCCUUUCCUCCCUGGAAGCCCUACGCACCAAUUCUCUGGUAACACUCCACACUCUGGAGCUCGACGUAUUGUCUGAGCGUAGCGUAGAGGAGGCAGUGCGUAGCGUUGUGGACAUGUUCGGGCGCAUCGACAUACUCGUCAACAAUGCGGGCGUGCACUGCGUUGGCCCUCUUGCCGAGCUGCCCAUGGCCCUCUGGCAAUCAACUUUCGACACUAAUGUUUUCGGUACGAUGCGUGUGAUAAAGGCUGUGGUCCCGCAUAUGGCAUCGCGAAGGAAGGGUAAAAUAGUGAAUGUUGGAAGCGUUUCGGCGCUGGUGCCGAGUCCGUGGACUGGUGCAUACUCCUCCUCCAAAGCAGCAAUUCAUUGCUUAUCUGAGAGUUUGAGGGUAGAAUUAAAUCCUUUUGGCAUAGAUGUAAUCACAGUGGCUCCUGGGGCAAUCAAAUCAAAUUUGGGGUCUAAUUCCUCAGCUAUAUACAGGAAUCUUCCAGAAUGGAGGCUCUACAAGCCUUUUGAAAGGGCAAUUCGUGAAAGGGUUGAAUUUUCUCAAAAGCCUGGCUGUACUCCAACAGAUGCUUUUGCAAAUAAAACCGUGGACGCUGCUUUGAGAAGGAAGCCCCCUCCUUGGUUUUCAUAUGGUCAGUUUUCCACUUUAGCAGCCAUCAUGUAUUAUUUUCCGAUAUGGCUAAGAGAUGUAAUAGCGAGGAGGCUAUUUAAACUAUCAGCUAUUGAAAAUGACAAGGAGAAGUAGUGUGGACUGUACAAGUCUUUGCUUGUGUUUCUGGUAUGACUUGAUAAAAUGAAACAGUAGCAUAGUAACACUAAGUUUCAUUGUUAUUCUCAUAAUUAUUUAAUGAUGAUGCUGAGCUUAAUUUUAAUUUCCA